Messenger RNA from Styela clava, 3501 nucleotides. Lineage: Eukaryota; Metazoa; Chordata; Ascidiacea; Stolidobranchia; Styelidae. The record is from RefSeq and is a predicted model, not a curated record.
UAAUGUCACAUUUAAUUCAGAUAUUAGAAUACAGAUAUUGAAUAUAGUUAAAAUUGACACUAUGCCACGUUAUGCUCAAUUGGUGAUGGGACCUGCUGGAAGUGGAAAAAGUACAUACUGUUCAAUGAUGGUGGAGCAUUUUUCGGUGCUAAAACGGAAAUGUUAUGUUGUAAACUUAGAUCCUGCUGCAGAAUAUUUUGAUUACCCUGUCGAACUGGAUAUCAGGGAACUUAUUCAUUUGGAUGAUGUGAUGGAAGAUGAAGAGUUACGAUUUGGGCCUAAUGGGGGCUUAGUAUUUUGCAUGGAGUAUUUUGCUAAAAAUAUGGACUGGAUUAAAGAAUUCAUAACAGACAUGGAAGAGGAUAGCUAUUUUCUAUUUGACUGCCCUGGUCAAAUUGAACUAUACACGCACUUACCUGUUAUGAAAACUUUGGUAGAAAAUUUACAAAAUUGGGACUUUCGAACUUGUGGUGUAUUUCUCGUUGAUUCGCAAUUUCUUGGAGAGCCAAGCAAAUUCAUAUCAGGUACAUUGUCUUCGCUAUCCUGUAUGAUAAAUCUUGAAAUAACACAUCUAAGUGUAAUGACCAAAGUUGAUCUUCUUUCAAAACAUUCAAAGCGAGAUCUUCAAAAAUUUUUAGAUCCUGAAAUGCAAAAUCUACUUUUAGCAGACAUGUGUGAUACAUAUCAUGAUAAAAAAUAUCAAAAACUUACAGAAUCUCUUUGUCAAAUUAUUGACGAUUACAGUAUGGUCAGAUUUCUUCCACUUGAUAGAUCUGAUGAAGAAUCCAUUAAUAUAAUACUUCAGCAUAUUGAUACAGCUAUGCAGUUUAGUGAAGACCAACCUGUUCGUGUAGAAGAUUAUAAUGAAGAUAAUGAAAGGGAUGCAGAAGACUAGGGUUAGUCCCUCUGCUGUCUGUCCGGACCAAGCUGGAUAUGAGUAUUAAAUAGGUCACGUCGUUCCUGAACACGUCCAAAAUUGUGACCAUCAUCAAAAAAUGUCAUAUCUGUGCACUAUAUUGUUUUAAUUACAAUUUCGAGGACAAUUGAUGGUUGAUAACAAAGUAAUAAGGCGGCGAAAGAUGUAAAUGCUUAAAUACGCCGAACAGUUUUGGUGGUAAUAUCAUUUUGUCAGACCCAUAAUAUCGUCUUUCUUGCGUUCUGAUUUACUUGUUUUCAGAAGGCAGUGAUACAAUCUUAUAUCUUGGGUAUUUAUGAUAUUCCAUCUUCGCUGAGUCCUUAAAAUAGUGUGAUUGUGUAACUUUUUCAUAAUAUUUCUAUAUGUGAAAAUUUUAUAGAAUGGAGUCUCGAUUUCUGAGACAUUUGAAAUGAAAUUUUGUGCUAAAUGUUCCUGUUGUAUUGUGAGUUUAUUUUAUAGUCGUAUAUUGGAAAGUAAUUUUCGCUUCUAGAAGUAGGAAUGGCUCCAUCGUUUUUUUUAAUGCAUAAUUCUGUUCUUUACAGUAUCUCAUUUUGUAUAUUGGUUAUCAAAAGGAAAUGUGAAUCUUUUGUGUUGCGAAAUUGAACUUAUAUCUUGAUUUUAUCAUCAAGAUGCCAUGUUUUGCAUAAAAAUCAGCUUCAUCUUGUUGAAACUGACUAAAUCAUGUCUGUAAUGGAUUGUCUACAUCUUUUUACUUUCACGACAUUGAUAAUAUUUCUUGCAUUUACAUAAUCAUCAAGUUUUCAUAUUUUCUUGCAGAUUUCAUGCACUUUACUAUGCUAUGGCUUUGAACAAACACAUGCACCCAAGGAAUGGGUACAAAGAUAAUCCUCCAGAUUUUAUUGAACUAUCGAAACAGUAUCCUGAAUUUAAACCAUAUGUCAAAUACAAUCCAAAUGGAAAGGCAUUUGUAAAUUUCCGAAUUCCGUCCGUUGUAAGAAUAUUAACAAAAUGUUUAUUACAUAAGGACUUCGAACUUGAUGUAGAUCUUCCUUCAGAUAGGCUUUCUCCUACAGUUCCAUCUCGUUUGAAUUAUAUUUUAUGGAUAGAAGAUUUAUUGAAUGCUACUUCACAGGAAUUUACCAAGCAAAGGCAUAUUGUGGAUAUCGGCACAGGGUCAGCCUGUAUAUAUCCGUUACUGGGCAUGAGAAAUAACCCAGACUGGAAAUUCACUGCGACUGAGAUUGAUAGUUUAAACUUCAAAAAUGCUGUUAAUAACAUAGAAAAAAAUUCACUAAAGUCAUCGAUAAAAGUUCUCAAAGUUGACAAAAGUGCUACAACUUCUUUGCUAUUACAUUUAUUCCAAGAUGCAAAUGAUGGAUUUGAUUUAUGUAUGUGCAAUCCACCCUUUUUCAAUGACUCAAGCGAAAUAGAAACUAAAAUCGGUCCCAUUGCAAACUCAUCAUGUCACGCAAAUGAUGUUGAAUCAAUAACAGAUGGUGGUGAUCUUGCUUUUGCUCACAAACUUUUUGAAGAAAGUUUAGAAUUAAGGCAAAAAGUUACUUGGUAUACAAUACUGAUGGGAAAGAAAAGCAGCUUUGUUACAUUCAAGAAGCAAAUUUCUAAAUACAGUGAAAUUCUAGUUACAACAUAUGAAUUUUGUCAAGGAAGAACUAUCAGAUGGGGCAUUGGGUGGAGUUUUUGUUCUGAUAUGAUUACAGAAUCAAAAUUGCCACGUUCUUCUCUACAAAAUGCGACUAAAAACCCGGAAGUUGUUGAGCCAAUUAUGUUUUCUUUACGUAAAACUUUAGAAUUAAAUUAUGUGUAUGACUCACUUAAAAGAGAACUCAGCAUUUUAGGUAUUUCAUUCAUGGAAAUAGAAAAUAACAAAAAUCUUGUUAUUUUAAAAUUGCAAUGUGAAAAAUGUAAUUGGGUUCAUAUCCGCCGACGAUCACGAAAAAGAAAACUUGAUGGCCUUUGUAAUGGAGGUUCUGUCAAAAAUCUAAUCGAGGAGUCACCUUUAACAAAAAAUGAUUCUGAUUGCACAUUACCAAAUGGAGUUGCGUCAACCUUACUUCAAUGUGAAGUUACAAUUCUCAAAGAUUCUUUCGAUCAUAUCAAACUUCAAUUUAAGACUGAAAUUCGAAUCCAAAAAGAAGUUAUGAAUACACUUGUAGUCUAUCUAAAACGUAUUUUACUCUCUGACAUUACAUAAUAAAGAUUUUCAGUUCUGUUUAUACUACCAGCUUUUUACAUCGUUAAUCUUUACUUAAAGCUGUUUUUAAAUUUUUUAUCUGCCCUGGUAAUUUAUUUUUUAAUAAUUCAGAUUUUUUAAGAUUCAUGACUCUGAUGUCAUAGUAUUUUUUAGGCAGGUAUACUUUAUGGUUACAGUAAUUGGGGCGGUAUUGACUUUAGGCCCAAAUAAUUUUUUCAUGUAGCGAAGUCAAUAAGAUAAACCUGCUCAGUCAAACGGUCUUGUAUCUAACAAAUUUUGUGAAAUUGAUGUCAUUUUUGAAUAACUUGACCUGUUUCAUUUUUCAUUGAUUACUGUCUGCCAACCAGCAUGUAACACAAAUGCAAGGACACAUGAACCCCUUUUGGAUAUUACUCUGUACUCUUCAUUUACA